GGUCGACUGUGUUUACACUCGCUGUCCUGCUCCGCCUCGCGCUACGGCACGCGUACACAGACACACGAGCCUUUGGACGACUGAGCGCGUGCCAGGAACGGCCCGUCUUCUUACGGACGAUGUCCUUCAAACUCGCCGUGCUGCGGGGGUUCCAGUUGAGCCGCUCGCUGCUCCACUGGGGUCUGAAGCCGGCAGCCCGAGCGGCGGCGAAGCUACGGGGCGAGCCGCUCCGUGGGGUCCCGGUGGGCCGCGCCGCUCAGCCUCGGCCUUUCCUGCCCGCGCGCUACCGCUACUUCCGCGUGUCACUGGGCGGUCUGGCGGCUCAGCUCCAGUCCCGCGGCGUCCGGCGGCUCCUGAGCGCCGCUUCCCCCAGGAACAGGGUCGUGUUCCUGGCCUUCGGACUGGGCGCGGGGCUCGUGGAGCAGCAGCUCGAGGAGGAUCACGCGAGCACCGCCGCGUGCCGCGAAAUACAGGCGCUGUUUAAGAAGAAGUUCCAGAAUUCUUUCAAAUCCUUCACCUCUGGAUACAAAUUGAAUGACUAUGUCAUUGGGAAGCAGAUCGGAAAAGGGUGCAAUGCCGCCGUGUAUGAAGCCGCUGCAUCCUUUGCCAUGCCCCAGGAAGGUGGAAGGUGCCCUUUGGCAGAGCAGAAGGAUUCAGAGCCACAUUUGCCCCGCUCAGUAGCACACUUCCCGCUGGCCAUGAAGAUGAUGUGGAACAUUGGGGCUGGUUCAUCAAGUGCAGACAUUUUGAGCUCUAUGUCUCAGGAGCUGGUUCCCGCAUGCCCACAGGCUUUGAAAGAGGAAAACAGGUCAAACACACUACAUGGGCAUUUUGGGUAUGUUCCCAGGAAGAUGUCCGCUCACCCCAAUGUAAUCACAGUGUACAGAGCUUUCACAGCAGAGGUGCCUCUGCUACCCGGGGCACAGGAGGAGUACCCCGAUGUCCUGCCUCCUAGGCUCAAUCCUGCAGGCAUGGGCAACAACCGCACACUCUUCCUGGUCAUGAAAAACUAUCCAUACACGCUUCGACAGUACCUGGAAGUGUCAGUCCCCAGCAGAAAGGAGGGCACUCUGAUGGUCCUACAGCUCCUGGAGGGGGUGGACCAUUUGUGCCAACAGGGCAUUGCCCACCGGGACCUCAAGUCUGACAAUGUGCUCGUGGAGUUGGACUCAGAUGGCUGUCCCCACUUGGUAAUCACAGACUUUGGUUGCUGCCUGGCAGAGGGCGACUUUGGGUUAAAGCUGCCUUUCAAUAGUCGAUGUGUGAAUCGAGGGGGCAAUGCUUGUCUGAUGGCCCCUGAGGUGGCCACAGCUGUUCCUGGCCCCGGUAUGAUCAUUGACUACAGCAAGUCUGAUGCUUGGGCAGUUGGUGCCAUUGCGUACGAGAUCUUUGGGCAGCGUAACCCAUUCUAUAGUGCUGGACCAGAGGGCCUGGACAGCAGAAAGUACCAGGAGAAGCAACUGCCCUUGCUACCUUCACGUGUGCCCACUGACACACAUGUGGUAGUAAGGCUGCUGCUGCGUCGAAACCCCAGAAAGCGUCCCAGCGCCCGCGUGGCUGCCAACAUGCUGCACAUCAGCCUUUGGGGUGGGCAGGCCCUGGACAGCCAGGACUGGUCCAGCAUGAAGACGAUGGCCGACUGGCUGCUCUGCCAGUCCGCGGUGGUGCUGCUGAAAGGCUGCAGUCCUAGCAGGAGCACCGUAGAGAUGGAGCUACAGAGGUGUUUCCUGGCCAACGUCAACCUGGAUGACCUGCGUGCUGCCAUGGGGUUCCUCAUAUUUGGACGUGCACAGCAUAACUUUUAGUUUGGGUUUAUCUGACAUCCUGUUCCUGUUCUGACAUUUCAAUGUGAUUUGUUCAGUUUUGUGUGCAUCUUGGUAUGUGUUGUAUGCUGUUGGCACAGUCUUGCACUUUUCUAAAAACUAAGUUUGAAGAUUCAGUUUUACGUAAUCCUUUCUGGGAAGAAAAAAGCACUUUGAAUAUUAAACCUUCACUAAGCAUUAUCAUAAUGUUCUCAGACCUCAUAACUACUGAACAGUGUGAUGCAGUCAGAUUGCAAGAAUCAUUCAUCUUUGUUGCAUAGCUGAAUUAAUUUUGUCUUUGGGUUAAAUGUGUCAUUUGUAAUUUAGAGAAAUGCAGUCUGCUAGAUCUAAAGUUAAAAAAAAAUGCAGUCAUUAUUCUUUAUUUGGUUUAUUCCUUUUUCCUUGGUGACUUAAAUACGUUAAUGCUAAUAAGUGUGAAGUUUCAGUUAUGAUACCAGUCUUAGAUGAGAUACAGCAUUGCAGUCAACACAUGAUGAGCUUUUUAGCAAAAUUUAACAGAAAUAAACAACAGUACAGUAGUGAAAUUGAAUUAAAUGAGCACAGCACAGACAAGUUAGGUAAUGGCUGGGCUAGGGCUAAAGUUCACGAGUCUCAAGUUGUCAUAUAAAUUGGUUCUUUGAUAGGUGCCUGAAGGUCAGGAGAGUGGUAGGACAUCUGAUAGUAUGGAAGUGCAUUCCACAGCUUGGGAGUGAGGAGAGAGAAUUGAGUGACCUAUUAAUACUUGUGAGGGAGGAGCUACAGAGAGUAACCAGCUUAGCUAAGGGCACAUUGAAGCUUCUUUGGUGGAAGCUAAGAAGAAAUGAGAGACUGAAUGGUGUGCAAUAUGAAUAUCUCCCACCAGCAAGAUCACAAUUCUAAGACUGCUCAUAUAAAUUUUAGCACAAAGUAUGCAUUUGCAAAAUUGUUUUGUACUCUAUUUCAUUGGCUUUUUGGUCAUGUAAAUGACAGUAUCUUGAUUCUUAAGUAA
Molecule: messenger RNA, 2790 nt
Organism: Scleropages formosus (Asian bonytongue)
Lineage: Eukaryota; Metazoa; Chordata; Actinopteri; Osteoglossiformes; Osteoglossidae
Gene: pink1
Product: PTEN induced kinase 1
Exons: 8
Coding region: 120-1805 (561 amino acids)
Biological process (GO): regulation of apoptotic process; protein phosphorylation; positive regulation of mitochondrial fission
Cellular component (GO): mitochondrion
Molecular function (GO): protein serine/threonine kinase activity; ATP binding
Source: RefSeq, a predicted model, not a curated record